Messenger RNA from Hyaloscypha bicolor E, 819 nucleotides. RefSeq lists its product as uncharacterized. The record is from RefSeq and is a predicted model, not a curated record. The transcript has a single exon. NCBI's taxonomy places the organism in Eukaryota, Fungi, Ascomycota, Leotiomycetes, Helotiales, Hyaloscyphaceae. The coding region runs from base 451 to 762 and encodes 103 amino acids.
CGCAAGCUUUCGUUGGAUUUUGGCCAUUGCUUGUAAGUACUUGCACCAAACCUAAAAACAGCUGCUUUCCAAAUUUCUGAUAUGGUGCUAGAUGAUCGUAGCCAUCCAGCAGUCAGAACCUACAUUUCUAUCUCGUUCAGAGUAGUUAACCACCCCUUUUUGUGUACACCAACCCUCGCUGAUGCAGCAGCCCCUGGGUUGCGUCGCUGGUCUCCCUUCACUCCUCGAUAAGGCUCGAGGGCUCGAAGAUGGCGAAUUGGACGCAGAAAGCACGGCAAGCUUGCCUCAGGAUGUCUGGAACUCGUUUGCUUUUCUCAUCCUUGCUCUGAAGUGAUGGUUGCACUCUCUCGAAGUCGAGGGUGAUGGAACACUGUAUUGGACCAUGAAUAACGCAUGUUCUGGGUCAGUCCGCGAGUGUCUUGAAUCUCGCUAUGAUCAUUUUCUUUCCCUAUGGUUUCCAAACGUGUGGAUGCAAACGCUAUGACUCACCUCUGGACGUUCGAGGUGGUUUUUACUACGAAGAUGGAGGUGCUGGAGACUGUCUUUGCCGAGAGCUUGAAAUCCUGCGAUCUUUUCAAUUAUGUCCCGCCGGAGGACAUCAUUGAACUCUCCACGCUGCUAUGCCAAGCUAUGCAGUGUCUGGUCCAGGACAGCAUGAAGCUGUACGGACCUGCGUCCACAUCACUGCGCUCUGGACUGCGAAGACCUCUUUCAAAACUACUGGGUCAGGCUGUCGCGAUCGUCUCGACUGGUGUCAAGUAAUGAGAGAGCGUCUUUUGCGCAAAAGCUUUUUAGUUAUGGAAAGACUUAGAAGUGGCG